GAACGGUAUGUCAACAACACCGGUCUUUGAGAUUGAUCAGCCCUCGAGGAACGUUCAGUGUCAUUCUAUAAAUGUAUGUAUGGAGCCACCUUCCAACCUCACACCUUAAACUCCAUCAUCUCUGAAAGCUUACUCAAUGGCUGCUACCGGUGGCUGCAAGGGCAAAUCUAUUUGCUCAAAGCAUGUCACUAUGCUCACGGCCGUAAUUAUGAGCUUUGGAGUCAUCUCCUGUUGUCUCGGCCAUGGCGGGGGGGAUCAUGAUGGCCAUCUCGGGGCGAAGGGGGGAAGCUGCAUAGAGAGCGAGAGGAGAGCUCUCCUAGACAUCAGAUCCGACAUGUAUGACUCUGGCGAAAUAUUCUCUACUUGGAUCGGUGAAGAUUGCUGUCGUUGGAGAGGAGUGGCCUGCGACAACACCACCAGCCAUGUCAUCAAACUCGACCUCCACUAUCCUUACUCCUACACAGACGAUUGGUAUGAUGAGGUUAACAGUUGCUUCGUGCAGAAUGAGAUGGGUGCGAAUAAGGUAAAUCCCGCUUUGCGUGAUCUGAAGCAUUUGAAAUAUCUGGAUUUGAGCAUGAAUAAUUUCUUUGGCUCCCACAUUCCUCACAUGAUUGCUUCACUUGUGCAUUUGGAAUAUCUUAACCUAUCCAAUGCUGGGUUUCAUGGACUAAUAACUCCUCAACUGGGGAACCUCUCCAACCUACACUACCUUGAUCUUGGAGGAUGUCGACAUAGUGAUCUACGAGCUGAUGACCUUGAUUGGCUCUCCCAAAUUCCUUCUCUGAAAUAUAUUGAUAUGAGUUUUGUCAACCUCUCUAAAGCAACUAAUUGGCUUCACCAAGUUAAUUGGAUCCCCAGUCUCAAUGUAUUGAGCUUGAAGUGGGCAAACCUCCCAUAUGUUCCAUCUCCUUUGCCCCAUUUUAAUCUGACUUCAAUCAUCAAGCUGGAUCUCUCUGGUUAUUCCAACUUGAAUACAACAAUUCUAAGAUGGCUCUCUCAUGCUAGCAGUCUUGCAUAUCUUGAUCUUUCUCACUGCAGUCUUGUCGAUAUUGAGUCACUACAAGUCACUCUGGGAGCUCUGAGUAAUUUGAAAGAAUUGGAUUUGCAAUACAAUAAUAUCAAAGGAGAAAUUUUUAGAAUAAAAAUGAAUGUGAGCAGGAGCUUCAAGCAUUUGGAUUUAAGUCAUAAUUCAUUAAGCGGAGAUAUUGGACAAAUCUUGAGGAGCCUUGGACCUCUGGAGUACCUUGCAUUAGAUGGUAACGAGCUCAAUGGACAUAUUUCAGAAAUAGUGAAAAUUUUCUCAAGUAGCUUGCGAUAUUUAAGUUUGAGUUCCAAUUACAUUACCGGAAAAAUUCCACAAACUAUGGAGAAUCUCACCAAUUUGGAAUUCUUGGAUCUCUCGUACAAUAACAUUAUUGGAGGUAUACCAACAGUUUUUGGUAAUCUCAUUAACUUGGAGAGCUUGAGAUUAUUGGAAAAUUAUAUUUCAGGACAAAUACCAGAAACCAUUGGGAAUCUCACCAAUUUGAAAUACUUGGAUCUCACGGACAAUAAUAUUAUUGGAGGUAUAUCAACAGUUUUUGGUAAUCUCAUCAACUUGGAGAGCUUGAGAUUAUCAGAAAAUAAUAUUUCAGGACAAAUACCAGAAACUAUUGGGAAUCUCAUCAAUUUGGAGAGCUUGAGAUUAUCAAAAAAUAAUAUUUCAGGACAAAUACCAGAAACCAUUGGGAAUCUCACGAAUUUGAAAUACUUGGAUAUCUCAUUCAACAACAUUAUCGGUGGUAUACCAAUGGCUUUUGGUAAUCUCAUCAACUUGGAGAGUUUAUUAUUGCGAAAAAAUAAUAUUUCAAGACAAAUACCAAAAAUUAUUAAGAAUCUCACAAAUUUGAAAAACUUGGAUCUUUCAUACAACAACAUUGAUGGAAGUAUACCAAUGAAUUUUGGUAAUCUUAUCAACUUGACGAGUUUGGAUUUGUCACAAAAUAAGAUUUCAGGGCAAAUACCAGAAACUAUUGGGAAUCUCCGAAAUAUAGGACGGCUAGAUUUAUCUGAUAAUAUUUUUAGUGGGCAGAUACCAGAGACCUUCAACAGACUCUACAACUUGCAAAUGUUGGAUGUAUCACGUAAUCACUUGACAAAGUUAGUAUCUGGGACUCUAAAUAAACUAUGCAAUUUGAGUUCUAUAGAUUUGUCCUUUAACCUUAUUGGUGGAGAGCUAACAGAUUUGAUCGAUGCUUUACCAUAUUGUAACAGUUUAGAUAUAUAUAUUAGGGCUAAUAAUUUGAGUGGGAUUGUCCCCUCAAGUAUUGGUCAAUUAUCUGCAUUACAUGGAUUGGACAUCUCCUCAAAUUUGCUGGAAGGCAACAUCUCCGAAGCACACUUUUCCAAACUCACCAAUUUAGUCUAUUUGGACAUAUCUUACAACUCCUUGAACGUGAUCCUACCUAACAAUUGGCUUCCACCUUUUAAUGCCGACAGUAUUAUUAUGAGCUCAUGUCAUUUGGGAACUAGAUUUCCUGUUUGGAUUCAAACACAAACAAAUUUGAAAUAUCUUUCUUUAUCUGGAGUUGGACUCUCCGGUAACCUUCCAACUUGGGUUUCAGAUUUCUCAACAAGUUUGUUGAAUCUUAACUUGAGUUCUAAUAACUUGAAUGGCCCACUACCCACUGCUCCUCCCCCGGAAGUAAUCGAUCUCUCCAAUAACUCAUUUGUUGGACCCAUUCCGUUGAGUUUUGCAAAUGGCCCAUACCUUCAAAUUUUGUCUUUAUCUCAUAACAAUAUCAAUGAUAGUUUCUUUUCCUUUUUCUGUAAUCUUAAUUCUCUCCGAGUCCUCGACCUAUCAAACAAUAAUUUAUCUGGAGAAAUCCCAACAUGUCGUAAAUCAUUCCCAACUUCUUUACAAUCUUUGCAUCUGAACCACAACAACUUGUCUGGAAGAUUUCCUUCCUUCCUGAAACAUUGUGAACAAUUGGUUACUCUCGAUCUUGGUGAAAAUAAUUUGUUUGAUGAAAUACCAACAUGGGUGGGAGAAAAUCUUUUAUCCUUGAGAGUUCUUAGUUUGAAGUCAAACCUAUUUUAUGGUACCAUUCCAGUGCACAUAGCAAAUCUUACAUCUCUCCAAGUUUUGGAUCUUUCUUCCAACAAUCUUUCUGGUAGCAUACCUUCAUCUCUUGGAAAUUAUAAUGCUAUGGUUGAGAUACAACAUGAUAUUACAUCGUUGCUUCAUCUUGUUGAUGGUGGUUAUUAUGGCGAGAGCAUAGUAAUAACAGCAAAAGGACAUGACAUCCAAUACACCAGAAUUCUCUCACUUGUAACAAGCAUAGACCUAUCAAACAAUAAUCUUUCCGGCGAGAUCCCAAGAGAGCUUACGAAACUUCAUGGAUUGCAUUUCUUGAACAUAUCCAAGAAUCAUUUGAGAGGAACCAUUCCAGAAAAGAUUGGUUCCAUGGAACAACUGGAAUCACUUGACUUAUCGAUGAACAAUCUCACCGGAGAUAUUCCUUCCAGCUUAUCAUCUCUCACCUUCCUAAGCCACUUGAAUCUCUCUCAUAACAACUUGUCAGGAAGAAUUCCAACAGCCGGUGGUCAAAUGUCGACCUUUCUUGGCGACCCGUCGAUCUAUGAUGGUAAUGAAUACCUUUGUGGUACGCCACUGCCAGAGUGCCCUGGUGAUGCAGCUCAUCAAAGUCCAGCUCAUGAACAGAAAGAGAAAAACGGUGACAGGCUUGAAACAGUGUGGGAAAUUACCAGCAUCGUCAUGGGUUUUGUGGUUGGUUUUUGGAGUUUUGUUGGAACAAUGAUCAUGAAACAGAGCAUAAGGAUUGCGUUCUUUCGAUUUUUCGACAAGGCUUACGAUUGGUGCUACGUGCAGUUGGCAGUCGGAUGUGCAAGGUUAAAGUCCAAACGGCAAAGUGUGACUUGAUCCAUCGGUGGCAAGAACUGAAGAGUUUGCUGUUACAUCUUAAGGAGGUCUCAAGUUGCUUUUCCAGUUAGUAAUUCCAGCUCGUAUGUUAUGGUGUAAUGUUGUCAGAAUAAAGAAGGAAAGGGUAUCGCAGUUGAUGGCCUUUUGCUUCAUUAGUAUGUAUGUAUUUGUCCUAAUCAGAUCAAAAACUUCAUCAUCCGUCGUUCUAAUCAAUAUGUUCAAGUCAGUCAUCCCUACCGUUGUCUUUAUGACAUUAUAAUCAAGCAGAAAGAAGUAUGCCGAAGAGCUUAUUGUUACAUCUUGAGGUCGCAAGCUGCUUUCAAGUAAUGCUGUAUGUAAUCAUCAUGCAAUGCUGUCAGAAUAAAGAAGGAAGAAGUAUCGAGUAAUGCAUUCCUUCUAAUCUCUUCAAAUACUUUUUUCUACCGUCGUUCUGUUAUCGCUUUCCUUUCGAUACAUUGCCUCGUUAAUUAGAUGUCGACACAUGCUUUUCUUUAUGUUAUUUUAUAUGGCAGCUUCUGUUGGCAAUUUUUGUAGCUUUUGGUAGUCUUCUGUUGACAUCCAUUGCCAUGCUCGAUCUCUGUGGUUAUUAGAACUCAAGUAAUGCAUGCAUUCUAAGAUGGCUCACUAAUGGUAGCAGCCUUGCACACAUUGGCAAUCUUCAAAGUCUGCAGGUUUUACAUCUGUCUCAUAACUCUGUUACCGGGCAACUACCAGAAACAAUUGGCAAACUCGACCUCUUGCAGUUCUUGGAUAUAUCAGAUCAACCACUUAUCAGGGCAGAUGCCGAGGACUUUAGGUUUGUCGAGUUGUAGUGGAGGAGCAGCCUUGUCAUACUUACGUAUUGAGGGCAACAAAUUUAAUGGCAUUAUUCCAUAUAAUUUGGGUCAAUUUUCUGGAAUGUACAGGUUGGACCUCUCCUCCAACUCACUAGAAGGCGACAUGACUGAAGCACACUUUUCCCAGCUCCUUCAGCUUGGAAAAUUUGGACAUAUCUUACAGCUCCUUCAAAUUGGCUUCCCCCUUUUGAUGCUUCAUUUAUUGACAUGAGUUUCUGUCAUAUAAGAACUAAAUUUCCUACUUGGAUUCGAAGCCAAACUAAUUUGAGAAGCCUUCAACUAUCUGGAGUUGGACUCGCGGGCAAAGUUCCAGCUUUGUUCUCGGAUAUGUCUACAGGAAGCAUUGCAACAAGCAAUUUAAAUGACCCCUCAAUCUAUGUUGGCAACAAAGACCUUUGUGGUACGCCACUGCCUGUGUGCCCUGGAGACGUUGCUUAUCGAAGCCUACCUCCUGCAGCAAUUGAAGAAGAAGAAGAAGAAGAAGAAGACAGUGAUGGCGAGCUUGAAGGUGUAUUAGAAAUUACAAGCAUCGUCAUGGGAUUCGUGGUGGGGUUUUGGAGUUGUUUCGGCAUAAUGAUCAUGAAACAGUCUCUAAGGGUUGCUCUCUUCCGUUUGCCAGACAAGACUGGUGAUUGGGUCUUGGUGCAGUUGGCAGUAAGGUUUGCAAGGCUGAAGUCCAAAUCGAGAAGAACCACAUGAACUGUCGCAGGAAACUUGGGUGGCACAUUUACCAUUACAGCUUGAGAUCAUACGGUCAUUUCCACCAAGUCGCCCAUAUGUAUUAUCGUGUAAUGCUAUCAGCAAAAACAACUCGAGCUAUCUAUGCUGUUCUAUAUAUAGAACACUUGGGUGGCACAUUUACUAUUACAGCUUGAGAAUAUAUGGUCCUUUCCACUAAGUCGCCCAUACGUAUUAUGAUGUUAUGCUAUCAGCAAAAGGACUAGACAGUC
Musa acuminata AAA Group (dessert banana) is the source of this 5708-nucleotide messenger RNA. RefSeq names its product receptor-like protein EIX1. The record is from RefSeq and is a predicted model, not a curated record. The transcript is spliced from 2 exons. Bases 137 to 3922 code for a protein of 1261 amino acids. Gene Ontology annotation, molecular function: protein binding. NCBI's taxonomy places the organism in Eukaryota, Viridiplantae, Streptophyta, Magnoliopsida, Zingiberales, Musaceae.